Ornithodoros turicata is the source of this 963-nucleotide messenger RNA. RefSeq lists its product as uncharacterized. The transcript is spliced from 3 exons. NCBI's taxonomy places the organism in Eukaryota, Metazoa, Arthropoda, Arachnida, Ixodida, Argasidae. Gene Ontology annotation, biological process: proteolysis. The record is from RefSeq and is a predicted model, not a curated record. The coding region runs from base 1 to 963 and encodes 320 amino acids. Gene Ontology annotation, molecular function: aspartic-type endopeptidase activity.
AUGACGUCAUCAUGCACCUGCGUGGCUCAAGGGACUCUGGCUCUCGCGCGUCAGUUUGAGCAAACACAGAAGGAAGUGAAACAAUUCCACAAGUACGAAGAAGAUUUCACUGUACAAGAAGUUGCCAAGCGACGAUUCAAGCAGACUGCUAACAAGCAGUUCCGAACUGCUUCGGAUCCGAGCACUUCUGGGUCGACCUCGCAAGACGACAGCCCAACAGUACUCCAACUUGCAUCACCCGAAACGAGGCACAAGACUGGAAUAUAUCUUACAGUAAAUGUUGAAGGCACCAACGUCGAUUUCCUGUUGGAUACAGGUUCGUCAGUAUCCAUUAUUUCUGCAGCAAUUUACAACAAGCACUUCUCUGGCAUUACAUUGAGGCCGACGUCCAUCAACCUCUUCGACUACUCAAGAAGCCGCAUCGCUAUAGUCGGUUGCUUCCCAGCAUCGGUAACCCACAAGAACCGCACAGUGUGUGUGAUCUUCUACGUCGUUUCGAGCGGUACAACUCUACUGGGCCUUGACGCGCUCACCGCACUGGAACUUAGGAUCGACGGGCUCCACCUUACGUGCUCAAACACAGUAUCUACUCCAUUACCGUCAGUACUCGCUUCAGAUUUCGAACACCUGUUUGAUGGUACGCUAGGAAUUGCAAAGAACUACGUGCACAAGGUGAAAGUGCGGUCGGAAGUCAAGCCCGUUACUGGUAAAUUGCGACGGCUACCGCUCACAGUUCGCGAACAAGUUUCAGAUGAACUGCGACGACUAGAAGAGCAAGAUAUAAUAGAGAAGAUUACUGCGUCGGAAUGGGUAUCACCAAUCGUGGUGGUGAAAAAGAAAGAUGGCUCCAUCCGCCUUUGUGUGGACCUCCGGGAGCCAAACAAGGCAGUCAUACCAGAUUGUUUCCCCUUGCCCCAUACAGAUGAACUCUUAAAUGCCCUGUCUGGAAAUGCCCUGUCUUAA